Messenger RNA from Periophthalmus magnuspinnatus, 1079 nucleotides. RefSeq names its product CD99 molecule-like 2 (gene cd99l2). Lineage: Eukaryota; Metazoa; Chordata; Actinopteri; Gobiiformes; Gobiidae. The coding region runs from base 1 to 618 and encodes 205 amino acids. The transcript is spliced from 9 exons. The record is from RefSeq and is a predicted model, not a curated record.
AUGUUGACCCCUUCAGCAAAGUCUGCAACAUCAGCAGCUCCAGCAGGUGGUGCUGGGGGAGCAAGUGAUGGCAUUUCCCCGGAGGACUCUACCACAACCACCAAAGCCCCACCCAAAGUCGUCCCCAAGGCGCCCGCCAGCACCAAGGCCCCAGUAAAGCCCAAACCAGCUGCUGAUGACUUUGACCUCGCUGAUGCCCUGGACCCAAACAACGACAUUGCUGGAAAAGAUAAGAAAAGGGUGCCGGGAGGUGAAUUCUCCGACUCUGACCUGUACAAUGUCGGUAACGACGACUCAUACAAACCGGACAAGGGCAAAGGCAACAGGCCCAGUGACCCAGGCCACAUCGACCAGUAUGACGACAACUCCGAAACCACGGCUGAGGUGGGCACCAUUGCUGGCAUAGUCAGUGCGGUUGCUAUGGCAUUGGUGGGGGCCAUCAGCAGCUACGUCUCCUACCAGAAGAAGAAAUUCUGCUUCAGUAUACAGCAGAGUCUAAAUGCAGAGAUGGUAAAGUCUGAGAACCCAGAUGCUGUGGUGGCCACAGAGCCACAAGUCCAGAAGACCCUCCUGGAGUCAGCCAACGCAGAACCUCCAGCUGAAGAGAAUGCUGUGUAACCUCCUCCAUUUGACUUGUACAACACACACGCACAUAAACAUACAUAUACACAUACAUACUACAUGCAUGUACACAGACAAGCACACAAGCACACACACUCCCCAGAUGCUGCAUACGCUGCUCUGAAUGUGACUUUUUAACUUUAUUUUACUGCUGCGACUCUUACCAAACUUUGCCAUUAGCUUUUGUACAUAAUUAUUUAUUAUUUUUCCAGACUUGUGUAAGUCUGCAGAUCAGUUUUCCUUUUUGUUUUUACUAACCUUGAACUAUGAAGGCAAUGUUCUCAUGUACAGCAGGAAAUGUUUUAACUUUGAUUUGUUUUCUCGUGUGAUUAGAAAUGAGAGCAAACAGAUUUCUGGGGCAUUUGCAGCGUGUUAUAGCACACAAGGAGCAUGCAAAGGAAAGUGGAAGUUUUAUUUCAAGUCAGUUUAGGAUCCAUGGAAUACUCAGAUGUGAAAAA